GCACAGUUGCCUGGCUCCUCUGGCCAAAGGGCGCUCUGCUUCUGGCAGCUGAAGAUCCCAGUAGACAGCUUCUUAAACCAUGGCUUUCCCUGCAGGAUUUGGAUGGGCGGCAGCCACUGCAGCUUAUCAAGUAGAAGGAGGCUGGGAUGCAGAUGGAAAAGGCCCUUGUGUCUGGGACACAUUUACUCAUCAGGGAGGAGAGAGAGUUUUCAAGAACCAGACUGGCGAUGUAGCUUGUGGCAGCUACACUCUGUGGGAGGAAGAUUUGAAAUGUAUCAAACAGCUUGGAUUGACUCAUUACCGCUUCUCUCUUUCCUGGUCACGUCUGUUACCUGAUGGGACGACAGGUUUCAUCAACCAGAAAGGAAUUGAUUAUUACAACAAGAUCAUCGAUGAUUUGUUAAAAAAUGGGGUUACUCCCAUUGUGACCCUCUACCACUUUGAUUUGCCUCAGGCUUUAGAAGACCAAGGAGGUUGGUUGUCAGAGGCAAUCAUUGAAUCCUUUGACAAAUAUGCUCAGUUUUGCUUCAGUACCUUUGGGGAUCGUGUCAAGCAGUGGAUCACCAUAAAUGAAGCUAAUGUUCUCUCUGUGAUGUCAUAUGACUUAGGUAUGUUUCCUCCGGGUAUUCCUCACUUUGGGACUGGAGGUUAUCAGGCAGCUCAUAAUUUGAUUAAGGCUCAUGCCAGAUCCUGGCACAGCUAUGAUUCCUUAUUUCGAAAAGAGCAGAAAGGUAUGGUGUCUCUGUCACUUUUUGCGGUCUGGUUGGAACCAGCAGAUCCCAACUCAGUGUCUGACCAGGAAGCUGCUAAAAGAGCCAUCACUUUCCAUCUGGAUUUAUUUGCUAAACCCAUAUUCAUCGAUGGUGAUUAUCCUGAAGUUGUCAAGUCUCAGAUUGCCUCCAUGAGUCAAAAGCAAGGCUAUCCAUCAUCGAGGCUUCCAGAAUUCACUGAAGAGGAGAAGAAAAUGAUCAAAGGCACUGCUGAUUUUUUUGCUGUGCAAUAUUAUACAACUCGCUUAAUCAAGUACCAGGAGAACAAGAAAGGAGAACUAGGUAUUCUCCAGGAUGCGGAAGUUGAAUUUUUUCCAGAUCCAUCUUGGAAAAAUGUGGAUUGGAUCUACGUGGUACCAUGGGGAGUACGUAAACUACUGAAAUAUAUUAAGGAUACAUAUAAUAACCCUGUAAUUUACAUCACUGAGAAUGGGUUUCCCCAGAGUGACCCAGCGCCUCUUGAUGACACUCAACGCUGGGAGUAUUUCAGACAAACAUUUCAGGAACUGUUCAAAGCUAUCCAACUUGAUAAAGUCAAUCUUCAAGUAUAUUGUGCGUGGUCUCUUCUGGAUAACUUUGAGUGGAACCAGGGAUACAGCAGCCGGUUUGGUCUCUUCCAUGUUGAUUUUGAAGACCCAGCUAGACCCCGAGUCCCUUACACAUCGGCCAAGGAAUAUGCCAAGAUCAUCCGAAACAAUGGCCUUGAAGCACAUCUAUAGGCAAGAUGGCUGAGAAAUACAGGAGAGGCAUCUGCUUUUGGAAAGAAAAUCUGCUUUGGUGAUGAUCUUUCAGGCAAUCUCAACUUACUUCUUUAAUCAACAUUUAAUAUCAAUGGAUCUGUGAUUAAAAAGUCUGAAUAUGUAAUGCCUCGUGAAGUAUUUAAUAAUGGCCUUUACUUUAUUUGUAUUUGGAUCAAUGAGGUUUUUAAAAAAAAUGGAAGUGAAAACCACUAACCUUGAUUUUUGUAUUGCAAAAUCAGAUAGACCUGGAAACAUAAAUUUAAAUCCUUAGACAUUUUUCUAGAAAAAAAAUGCAAAGUUUAUAAAGAUAAUACAACCAUGAUUUGCAACUGUAACAGGAGACCAUUUAUUAUAAGCGUACCUGUUUGUGAACUUAAUUAUUCUGAUUCCAUAAGCUGUUUUUGCUUCGGUGAUCCACUGCCAUGUGAUCCAUAAUUUUUCUACAUAAAAAAUCAAAGUUAAAAGUCACAUUAUACAGUUAUGCAUUCAUUUCAACAAAAUAGUGAAUUGAUAAUCUACUUGUUAAUAUAUUCGGCCCAUAUUUUGUGUGUUUGGACAAGUACAUCUCCCUUUUGCCUAACGAACUUUUGAAAAAUAAUAAAAUAAUAGAAUAAAUUAGACUUUGAAUGGCAGAAAAAGUAUUUGAGUGUUGAUGCUCAGUAAAAAACAGAUUCCUAAUUUGGCAGAGUGGUGCCAAAUUAAAAGCCAAGUGAUAAGCAGGGCCUAAUUUCCACUUUUGAAUGUUUCUUUAAAGUUUAGAACCUUAAGAACCUCAUGAAAAAAAUACAUGAAGUGAAUGACCAACCUCAGUGUAAGCAAAGGUGGGGUGGGGAUUUAUUACCCCGGUAGUUGAAAUGUCUGAGAUUGGUAUGGGGUUGACUGGAAUUGGACAUUUUACUGAACUUCCUAAGGUAGGGGUCAGGAGUAGAGGCAGGGCUCCUUCUGGCCUCCAUGUCUCCCCUCCAGCAAACCCUUCACGUAUGUGGAGUUUGGCCUUUCACAUCCAUAUUUCAGUAGACUUUAGUAAGCACCUAGUUACCUAUUAGACUUGAAGCUAAGAGGUUUAACUAUGAUCAUCCCCAUUUUGCAGACUGAGAAACUGAGGCCAUACUGUUGUGCAUCUUUCUCAAGCCAUUUGGGUUCUGAUUAACUGGACUUGGCACUUCCCUUGGCAUCAGCCCUAUUCUCACAUGAUGGCAAACUGUAGUUUGAGGUACCAUGGAAGUCUUCUCUGCAUUUUCUGAAGAUAGGAACAAAGAAAUAGAGGUGUGGAGUUGCCUUAUGCAGGAGGAAGGGAAAAUGGUUUUUUGCAUGCAGCCCCUGCUUCCCUGAGGAAACUGCACAUGCUUUUGGCAUUCUUGUAAGGCUUUUGGCCCUGAGCAGAUGCUCUGUCAUUUUUUUUCUUUUAUAAACUGUGGUCAAUUUCUGGAUCGUUUUCAUGUUCAUAAUCAGGGAAUUAUUUACAGCAAAGAAACACACUCUCAGUAACUUUGGACAGAGUGAGAAAGAAAUGGUUGUAGUAGUUCAAUAAAUGUGGAUGCACUGGGGAAAAUUAUAUUAAGAUUAAAAUGGUAUACAGAGGAAAUUCUAUUACAUCUUUGCCACUGGUUUGUUAUUUUUAUUGUUCAAUGAGACAUUAUCUCACAAUUUGUGUUCAUUUAAGAAGCACAUUUCCGAAUCUUAUUUCAUUCCUUUCCUAUCCAGCCUGUCUUUUUCAUUUUUACCAUGUAUCUUAUUUACAAUUUAUGUGCCCUUUUGUAUUAUCUUGCAAGACAACUGAGUUUUCCUUUUAAUUAGGAUGUUGCUUCGAAUAUUACUUAUCCUACAGGGCAUAUUUACAAGUUUUACAACAAUACAAAUGAGCACUGUAUUUUUGUUACCAAAACCAAAAAAAUAGUAUUCGCACUGUAAAUAAGACGAUCUGUCAUGUUUGGUCUACCAGGUGAAAUAAAGAUUCUAGCUGCUGGCACCCAAGCGUACUUAUA
Molecule: messenger RNA, 3495 nt
Organism: Gorilla gorilla gorilla (western lowland gorilla)
Lineage: Eukaryota; Metazoa; Chordata; Mammalia; Primates; Hominidae
Product: cytosolic beta-glucosidase
Exons: 5
Coding region: 80-1489 (469 amino acids)
Biological process (GO): glycosylceramide catabolic process; carbohydrate metabolic process
Cellular component (GO): cytosol
Molecular function (GO): beta-galactosidase activity; glycosylceramidase activity
Source: RefSeq, a predicted model, not a curated record